Molecule: messenger RNA, 336 nt
Organism: Echinostoma caproni
Lineage: Eukaryota; Metazoa; Platyhelminthes; Trematoda; Plagiorchiida; Echinostomatidae
Source: the annotation of a GenBank genome assembly
AUGGCCACAUUGGCCUACAUGGCCAUAACGGGACCUCAUCAGAAAAAGCGGCCGCCCAACAAACCGAUGGAUCAGAAACCGUUCAUGAAAGCGAUCGUGCUCAAAACACUCAUACGAAAACCGAAGAAACCGAAUAGCGCCAACCGCAAAUGUGUUCGUGUUCGUUUGAGCAAUGGCAGAGAGGUGGUAGCGCAUGUACCCGGUGAGGGACAUAAUUUGCAAGAACACAACAUUGUCCUCAUUCGCGGUGGUCGCACUCAAGAUCUAAUCGGUGUAAAGCACAAAGUUGUCCGUGGAAAGUAUGAUUGUGCUCCGGUACAAAAACCAUCCAAAUAG